This is a messenger RNA of Verticillium dahliae VdLs.17, 1398 nucleotides long. RefSeq lists its product as uncharacterized. The coding region runs from base 1 to 1398 and encodes 465 amino acids. Gene Ontology annotation, molecular function: FAD binding; oxidoreductase activity. Lineage: Eukaryota; Fungi; Ascomycota; Sordariomycetes; Glomerellales; Plectosphaerellaceae. The record is from RefSeq and is a predicted model, not a curated record. The transcript has a single exon.
AUGUCAGCUAAAGUAGAAGCGCUUUCCCUUACCUGCCCUGUUUCUUUCCCCAGCCCUUCAACUCCCUUGACCGAGGCCCUACAUCGCUGGUCCGAAACCAGUCUCGAGCAUCCUGCCUUGAUUAUCACGCCAGAAACCGAGGCCGACAUCGCCGCUGCCAUCGCUAUUGCCCGCGAGAAUGGCCUGAAACUUCUUCCCGCGGGCGGCGGCCAUUCGACGUUUGUCCGUGUGACCCCAAAGACCCUAUACCUCGACCUGAAGGCUUUCAACUCCGUCGCCCUCAUCAGACAGGCAGGCACCGUCCGCUUCGGCGGCGGGGCCACAACCGCCGACGUCACAAAGACCCUCGCCGCCAAGGGCUACUACAUCCCUGCCCCAGACUCCAACGCGGUAGGCAUGGUCGGCGCCCUCCUCGGCGGCGGCACCUCGUCUCUCAACGGUCUGCACGGCUUCAUGGCCGAAAACGCCGUCUCCUUCCGCCUCGUAACGGCCGACGGCCGCGCGCGGGAGGUGUGCGGCACAUCGACCGAUCCCGACGAGCGCGCCCUCUUCCACACCCUCUGCGGCGCGGGCCACGGCCUCGGCGUCAUAACGGCCGCCACGAUGCGCGCGUACCCCGUCGCCCAUCUGCGCCUGGCAGACGGCAAGGUGUGGGCCCGCACGCUCAUGUUCCCGCCCGCCGCUCUCGACACGGCCGCCGCCACGUUUCUGAGCCUGCUGCCGCCGCCUGCGCCUCUUUCUGCGCGACUGGUCUUCGUGCGCGCGCCGCCGGGGUCGCCGGCUGCUGGGCAGCCGCUCAUCAUGGUGUCUGUCCGAUAUUUCGGCCCCGUCGACGAUGCUGAGAGGGCAGCGGCUGUGCUGUUGUGCGCUGAGGUUCUGGAGAAGACGGUGCAUGCCGAGACUAGCUUGACGCGCAUCGCUGACUUGCCGGACAGGUUGGACGCGCUGAAUGCGCACGGCGGACUCAAGGAUAAUCAGGCUGCGCAGCUGGAGAGACACAGCAGUGAAGCGAUUGCUGAGAGUUUCGCCAAGUGGAGGGACGUCACCGACAGGCACGAAGAUGCCAAGUUGACCACGGUCGUGUUCUCGGGUUUCAGGCCAAGAGAGCCAGCACAGGACGAAGAAGGGUUCAAGAAUCCGGAGAGGGGCAAUGCGGUUCUGGUGGCGACGUGGUGUCGCAACCAGGAGACACGUCGGGACCUCUUGGGGUUCAUGGAAGGCAUCAUGGAGGUCAGUCGACGGCUGGAUGGAACCCGUCCACGAACUCCACCCAAUAAUAUGACGGAUGCAACGAGGUUGGAAGAGAUGUUUUCGCCAGAGCAGAUUGAUCUCAUGAGGAAGACGAAGGAGAGAUGGGAUCCGGAGGGGGUAUUUUGGACUCCAUACAAGGGCUUGUGA